AUGUCACGAUCGUCUUGCGCGGUCCUUGAACCCCUAACCUUUAACUUUUAUCCCCUGACCUCUGACCUCUUAUCUCCAGAAGAACGAGUGAAGAAGCUGCGUGGUACGAUCCGACGGAGCACGGAGACGGGCAUCGCUGUGGAGAUGAGGAACCGGGUCACGCGACAGGGCAGCAAGGAGUCCACGGACGGCAGCACCAACUCCAACAGCUCUGACGGAACGUUUAUCUUCCCCCCUACUCGCAUGGGUCCAGAGAGCCAGUUUAGUGACUUCCUGGAUGGAUUAGGCCCCGCCCAGAUCGUAGGCCGACAGACAUUAGCCACACCCUCCAUGGGUGACGUCCAUGUGGGUAUGGUGGACAGAGGAGGCCAGAUAGAGGUGGAGAUCAACCAGGCCAGAGGACUGACCCCUAAACCAGGGUCAAAGAACAUCCCAGCGACCUACGUGAAGGUGUAUGUGUUGGAGAAUGGGGCGUGUCUGGCUAAGAAGAAGACCAGAGUGGUGAAGAAGACUCUAGACCCUUCCUUCCAACAGGCCCUGCUGUUUGAAGAGAGUCCUCAGGCCAAAGUCCUCCAGGUGAUUGUGUGGGGUGACUAUGGGCGGAUGGACCACAAGUGCUUCAUGGGCAUGGCUCAGAUCAUGCUAGAUGACUUGGACCUUGGUGCCACGGUGAGCGGAUGGUACAAGCUGUUCCCCACCUCGUCUCUGGCUGACCCCAGCAUCGGACCCCUCACACGGCAACUGUCCCAGUCCUCACUGGAGAGCUGUGUCACCAGCCCCUCCUGUACCUAGACAGAGAGAACUAUAUAGCAACAGUACACACACACACACACACAAGAAGGGACACACACACACACUCACUCAGCAUGCAGUUAUAAACGCUGAAACGCAGUCAGACGUGUAUACAUGCAGGCUUCUGAAUACACUCACUCACACACACACACACACACACACACACACACACACACACACACACACACACACACACACACACACACACACACACACACACACACACACACACACACACACACACACACACACACACACACUCACUCAGCAUGCAGUUAUAAACGCUGAAACGCAGUCAGACGUGUAUACAUGCAGGCUUCUGAAUACACUCACACACACACACACACACACACACACACACACACACACACACACACACACACACACACACACACACACACACACACACACACACACACACACACACACACACACACACACUCCAACAAGCUGAUCCUCAGAUCCAUCCCCAUAACUACGUCAGAUUACAUGAUUUACCAGAACAUAGCAUUAUAGUAGCAUUACUUACUGCCCAAUAUCCCUGUCCCCUGUCCCCUGUCCCCUGCCCCCUGUCCCCUGCCCCCUGU
Salvelinus fontinalis (brook trout) is the source of this 1379-nucleotide messenger RNA. Its product is annotated as regulating synaptic membrane exocytosis protein 3-like. Gene Ontology annotation, cellular component: presynaptic membrane; cytoskeleton of presynaptic active zone. Lineage: Eukaryota; Metazoa; Chordata; Actinopteri; Salmoniformes; Salmonidae. The coding region runs from base 1 to 792 and encodes 263 amino acids. Gene Ontology annotation, molecular function: transmembrane transporter binding; small GTPase binding. The record is from RefSeq and is a predicted model, not a curated record. Gene Ontology annotation, biological process: positive regulation of synaptic transmission; calcium ion-regulated exocytosis of neurotransmitter; regulation of synaptic plasticity. The transcript has 6 exons.